GCUAGUGUUAGGCAUAUCUGCUUUGUAGUUACUUAUCAUGGCCCGUACAAAGCAAACUGCCCGUAAAUCCACUGGCGGCAAGGCUCCACGCAAGCAGCUAGCCACCAAGGCGGCUCGCAAGAGUGCACCGGCCACCGGCGGCGUAAAAAAGCCUCACCGCUACCGUCCUGGCACGGUGGCCCUGCGCGAGAUCCGCCGCUACCAAAAGUCCACAGAGCUUCUUAUCCGUAAAUUGCCUUUUCAACGCCUUGUGCGUGAGAUUGCCCAGGACUUCAAGACCGAUUUGCGGUUUCAGAGUUCGGCGGUGAUGGCACUGCAGGAGGCAUGUGAAGCCUACCUGGUGGGUCUUUUCGAGGACACCAAUUUGUGCGCUAUUCACGCCAAGCGCGUUACCAUCAUGCCCAAGGACAUCCAGCUAGCCCGUCGCAUCCGCGGGGAGAGAGCAUAAAUUCCACUGAGAUUUCAAGCAAAGGCUCUUUUCAG
Molecule: messenger RNA, 483 nt
Organism: Capra hircus (goat)
Lineage: Eukaryota; Metazoa; Chordata; Mammalia; Artiodactyla; Bovidae
Product: histone H3.1
Exons: 1
Coding region: 38-448 (136 amino acids)
Cellular component (GO): nucleosome
Molecular function (GO): structural constituent of chromatin; DNA binding; protein heterodimerization activity
Source: RefSeq, a predicted model, not a curated record